Molecule: messenger RNA, 6198 nt
Organism: Aphidius gifuensis
Lineage: Eukaryota; Metazoa; Arthropoda; Insecta; Hymenoptera; Braconidae
Gene: IRSp53
Exons: 16
Coding region: 841-4950 (1369 amino acids)
Biological process (GO): actin crosslink formation; positive regulation of actin filament polymerization; actin filament bundle assembly
Cellular component (GO): nucleoplasm; cytosol
Molecular function (GO): protein binding
Source: RefSeq, a predicted model, not a curated record
GUUACAUAUUAAUUGCGUCAUAAAAUAACAGUGAACGCGUCGUUUCCCCGGAGCUCCUGAUUUUUCUACGAUUAAUCCAUCAAUAAUCCACGUGGUUGUGGUACUGGUCUAACUCCAAAUGGACAAUAUUGACAAUAAAUUUUGGACAAAUGUUGGAAUCUUUGGAGCAUUUCAAUUGGUCUAUAAGCUAUUGUUUAUUAUUAUAUUUGAAAUGUUUAUCAAAGCUGUAUAUGAAAUUAUAAACUGGAUUUUAUUUGAAUUUAUCAAGUCCCCAUGGAAUGUGGUUAAAGGCCGGAAUCAAGGUCGACCACGGCGCUUGACCAUUCAACCGAGUGAGAAAGUCAAAAGAAAAAAAAAACAAUAUAGUGGGAAAUUAACCAAGCAUCCCGUAUAUAUUUUUUUUCAUCUCAUCCAUGUCACCUUUCGCCAACAACACAUCUAAUCAUAGCAUCAUAACGCAAGGAUUUUGUCACCAAGAGUUGAGAGUUAUUUUGUUCCGGGGUUAAAUAAAAAAAAUAUAAAAAAAAAGAGAGAGAGAGCAAGGUCUCUCAUAACAAACAGUCAACGUGUGUUGACAUCAAGCAGUGGCUUUAGAUCGGGAAAGUGGAUCUGGCAGCAGAGAAAAUCCAAGUGCACAGAUCCGGGUGGUUGAAUUAAUAAAAAAAUAACGAGAGAGGAAAAAAAGAAUUAAUUAAUCCGCUAAUAUGAACAUUUUGUGAAAAACGUUAACUGUGAAUUGUAGUUUUUUUUUUUUAAUUUUUUAUUUAAUACAAAAGAGUGUGCGUCAAGUAAAAAUAACAAAAACAAUUGUGUUAAAACAAACAAGUGACUUGGUUGAUCAUGGAGACUGAGGAGCUCAUCAAGCUCGUCGAUGGAAUAUACAAGAAUAUCUUGGAUAAAUUCAAUCCAGGAGCAAGGCAACUUAUCAAUGCAGGCAAGGCGUAUUUAAAGGCACUUCAUGGCGCAGCAGCGGCAAAUAGGGUUUACGUGGAUGCUCUUUCCAGGUUGGCCCGUCAAGCACAGCUGGGCACAUGGGGUGGCUCUCAGGAUGUUGGCUCAGCAUUGAUGAGAAUUGUCGAAGUUUACAAGGAAAUUCAAGAACAAGAAAUGAACAUUUUGAAAGCAUUCUAUGUGGAUCUACUGGUUCCCCUUGAAACAAAUCUGGAAAAAGAUACAAAAGUUGUGCAGAGUGAACAAAAAAAAUUUCUACAGCAGCAUAAAACGAGAUCCGAAACGUACAGUAAAGCUGCAGCAACAAUGAAAAAACAACGUAAAAAAUCAAGAGGUGCUAGUAAAAGUGGUUUGGCUAUGGAUAAAGAAUUAAAAAAUAUGCAAAUACUUGAAGAAGAAAAAUCAAAGCUAGAUGCAUUUUGUGAACAAAGUUUAAAAAAUGCAAUGACACAGGAAAGAAGACGAUAUGGUUUUGUUUUAGAAAGACAAUGUUCACUUGCAAAACAUUAUGCAAGUUUUCAUGAAGUUGCACUUGCUUCUCUUCAUCCGUCUGUUGAUGAUUGGCGUGAAAUUGCAAAUACACGUGAAUAUUUGCCACAAUCUGUUGAAGAUAUGUUUGCAUCUAGACUACGACAAGUAUCAUUUUGGCCUGAAGACGAUGAAAAUGGUGGUUCAGAUUUAACAAUGAGUUCACAGCUACGAAAAACAAGAAGUAUGGAUAGUUCAUGUCUUGAAUUACGUCUUGGUCCACCACCAAGUCAUCCACCAUCAUUACAUCCAAGUGCAUCAUCUCAUAUAUCAUCAGCAUUGUCAAGAGCUCGAUCAGAAGUUAAUAUACAUUCAUCAAGUCUUUCACUUGGACCAGAAGUACCAGAAACUCCACCAAGACCAAGAUCAAUGGCACCAACAUCACGUAACAGUAUUGUUGGCAAUGGUGGUAUUGGUAGUGGUGGUGGUGGUGGUACUAGUGUCACUGGUGGUUCAUCCGGUGGUUGGGGUGAUGCUUCUCUUGCUCGUGCACUAUUUGCUUAUCUUAGCUCUGGUGAAAAUCAGCUGAGUUUCUUGGAGGGUGAUCUUAUCGCACUCAUGGGUGAUCGACAAAAAGGAUGGCAAUUUGGUGAAAAUUUACGUACACAAGGUACAGGCUGGUUUCCUCUGGCAUACACUGAAGUCAUCAUUGAUGAUAGUUUAGGAUCACCAAAUCAUGCUGCAAAUAAUGGUAGAUCACCAGAUCUAAGAGCAAUGCCACCAUGUAAACCAGCACCAUCACGUCCACCACCAAGUAUCGAUGAAAUUUCUAAUAUUGGAAAUGGUAAUAUUGCUAAUAAUAAUAACAGUGUUAUUAGUUCAAAUAUAAACAAUGGUACACCAACAAAUGUACCAAAAAGCCAUAGUUCACACAAUGUUGCAACACCAACUGGUCGUCAGCCAAAAUCUAUUCGUACAUCAGGCACAAUGCCAUCUUUACUUGCUGCAAGUAGAAGAAUUCAGCCUCCAGUUCCUCCAAUUCCUCCACCAGCAGUAACAUCACUUCACAGCAGUAACGACAGUGGUUUUUCAAAUGAACCACCAGUGCAACCAGACAUUGAUUACAGUGAUGAUGACGCAAUGAGACAAAGACGAAGAAAGACUCGAGGGGAUCGUCUUGAGGCAGCUGAAAGAGCUAUGCAACAGCAGCAACAGCAUCAACAUCGUGAAGAUACUGAAAAAAUCAACAACAGUAUCAACAAUAAUAAUAAUAACAACAACAAGAAUAGUAAAGAUUGGGGCAACGAUUCAUGGAAGACAAUCCCAAGAGACGAAAAGACCUGGCACAUGUAUAGAAACCAAAUGGAAAUGUGGUCAGAUUCAAAGAAUGAAAAUUCAAAGGACAAUCUCGAGGGAAGAUAUACAUCAACAAAUAAUAGAAGACAUGAUGAGAGUCAUGAACGUAAAGAUUAUACAACACGUAAUACAGAAUGUGACACAAGGGAUAAACGUGAACGUAAAAUUGAAAAAAAUAGAAAAUUAGAUUAUGAAAAUCAAAAAAUACGUCAAGAUAAAAAUGAACGUACAAGAUAUAAAAAUGAUGAUGAACAUUUACGUGAUACAACAAUAAUAAAUCGUCGUAAAAAAGUUAAUUCAUAUGAUACAAAAAAUAAAAUUAACAUUGAUGAAUCUGAUGAUGAUCAACAACAUAUUAUCAAUACGAACAAUAAUGAUGAAGAUGAAGAUGAUGAUACAUAUGGUACAAACAAUUACAAUGAAAAAUAUGAUAAAAAAAAAUAUUACAACAAUAAUAAUACUAACGAGGAUGAUGACGAUGAUGAUGAUGAUGAUGAAAUUGAUGAUAAUGUUACUGAAAAUGAUAACAACAAUAAUAAUAGUAGCUAUCAUGAUAAUAAUAAUAAUCAUAAAUAUGACAAUGAUAAAUGUGAUUCAGUAUCAUCAAAUUCCGACUCUGAAGACACAAGUACAAUAACAAUACCAGAAAUUGGACGUAAAGUUGAACAUAUUGCACAAAAGUUGGAACAAACAGCACAAAAAUAUGCACGUGAACAUAGUCCACCAAAAUUUAUGGACAGUAAAAAUCGUGGUGAUUAUACAAAAAGUCUUGAACGUAAUGAUAAUUAUGACAGAGAAAUAAGAUCAUCAAAAUCACAUUUUGAUAAUGAUAAUAAAAAUACCAAUAGAAAUCAAUCAUACGAGCGUGAAAGAACAUUUGAAAAAAAUCCAGAUAGAAAACGUAAUAUUGAACGUGAAUCAAAUCGUCGUUUUGAACGUCCAAAACCACCAUUUGAAGAUGCACCAGAACGUCCAACAACACGUCCAUCAUAUAGAGAACGUCGUUAUUCUGAUAAAGAAGAUAUUUAUGGUGAAACAACAAAUAGAAUAAUAAAAAAUAAUAAUAAUUCUAAUAAUAGAGAAUUAAAUGAAAAAGAACGUGGUUAUGAAUCAAAUUUUGAAACAAAAUUAGAACGUAAUAAAAUCAUUGAAAAAGUACAAUUGAAUGAUGAUAAUAAGAAAAAAAAAAAUACAAUAAUUGAUGAUAAUAAUAAUACAUUAAAAAAUGAUAAUAAAAAAAUUAUGUUACCAAGACAAAGUACAACACUUGGUCAUUUGGUACAAACUGGAAGAUCAAUUGAUAUUGAUAUUAAAAGUCCAAAAUUAAUAAAAAGAACAAAAUCAUUUUGGCGUUUUAGACGAGAUUCUGAGGUACUUGAAGGUAUGGCAUUAUGGCAACAUCGUUCAUUAGUUGAUAUUCCAAAAAUCAUAAAAAAUGAAUCAAUAAAUGACAACUUGCGUAAAUCAACAACAGACAGUAUUAUGUCUGAUCAUAGUAUUGAUAAAGAAUCACACAGUAGUGAUAAUACAAUAACAAAUGACAAUAAUAAUAAUAAUAUUUCACAUAAACGUAAUUUAAAUAAUAGUAAUAAUAAUAUUAACAAUAAUUAUCAUCAUCAUCAACAACAACAACGUGAUGAACCAAAACCAGCUGAACGUAGUUUAUUACCAGAUAAAAUUGAUUAUUAUGAUGAUUUUCCAACACCAGCUGAACGUCCAAAAAUAAUUGAAAGAUCAGAAUAUAAAAUACAACAACAAAAAGAUGAACGUUCAUAUUUUGUUGGUAAUAUAUCAAGAAAAGCUAUUAUUGAAAAUGAAAGAAAACGUAGUAUUGAAGCUAAAAGACAUAUGGUUGUUGCUGAACUUAAAGAAAAUAAUGAAGCUAAAAAAGAAGAAAGACGUAAUAAUGGUAAAACAACAUAUGGUAAUGGUGGUGGUGGUGAUGAUGAUGAUGGAUUAAUACAAAAUUUUACAGAAACAGAAGCAUCUGAUGAAGAAUCAACAUAUAGUUGUAUUGUAGAAAAUGAAAAACGUAAUGAAAAAACAUUAUUACCAAGAACAAAAUUAAGACGUGAUAGUGAACGUGAAAGAGAUAAAAAUACAUGUGGUCCAUGGUAUGAUCUUUGGGGUGUUGAUGCAUCAGUUAAUAAUAAUAAUAAAAAAAAGAAAAAAUAAAAUAUACACACAACAAAUUAUCCCAUAUAUUUUUUUAUAUUUGUUUUGUUAAAAAUUAUUAUUAAUUUUAUUUGAUUGUUAGAUUAUAUAUAGUGUUAAAGUUUUAGCUGCUUAUUAUUGUUUAUAUUUUGGCAGUGUUGAAUGUUAAAAUUAGAAUAUAUAUUAUUGGAAAAAAUGAAAAUAUCAUUUGGCAAUUAAAUUGAGAGUAAUAAUUUUACAGAAAUCACAAUGCAUUUGCAACGGUGAAAUUAAGGAAGACUAAGACCAAUGAUCGUUCAGCGCCAGUGUUGUGAUUGAAUGAUGUAUAAAAAAUUAAUUUUUAUUUGUUAUUUAAUUAUGACAUAACAAUUGUCUUGUUAUUGAGACAAUUGGAGAGUUUAUUUAUUAUUUUGUUCUUGUUAACAAACAAAGAGAAAAAAAAAUGAUAAGCGAAAAGCGAAAAAUGAAAUUGGUUAUAUGAGAUUGUAUAUUUGUUUGUGUAUUUUUGUUUUUUAUUUAUUUGUCAUAAAUGAUGCUGCCAAUAUCCGUCCAACAAUAUCACAAGGAUUUAUCUAUGAGGGAUCAUUCAUUUCCUCCUUCUGGAUGUCUGGAACCAGGUUCUUUGUGGCAUCGUUAUUCUAUCGUUUUGAUAUCCUAUUUCCAGACAAGAAGGAACGAGGAAUUUUUUUACAUGUAUAGCAUCAGAAUCUUAUGCCACUUGGCUCAAUACCAAAAUGAAAUUUUAUUAACAUUCUUAAAGAAUAUUUCUUGCUUUUUUUUUUUUCGACGAAAACUAUUUAAAAAAAAAAAAAACAUAAAUUGUAGUUAUUCUUGGACACGUGACACUAUGUGCAAAAAUUAUCUUGAAACUUUUAUUUUGUAAGUGUUAAAAUACUUUUUUACAUCUUCAUUAUGUUCAAUAUGCCAUAUAAAAUUUCAUCUUGAAAAUGAGCUAAAACUUUAUCACAAUUUUUUGUCUUAAUUUACAUUUAAAGUUUUUAUGAUAAAUUUAUAUAUGUAUCACUAUUAAACGUGAUUUAAUUUUUUUUUUUGUUAAUUAAUUUUAUCUCAUUAUUAUUUCUUAAAUGUUUAAAAUUCAAAUUAAUUUUUUUUUUCAUUUAUCAGUUAAAUCAUAAAUUUAAAAAUAAAUAUAUUAUCAUCAGUUGAAGCUUUGCUAUCUUUAUUUUGUAAUAUACAAAAUUUUUUAUGUACUUUGUAUACUCCAAUUAUCAACGUACUAAUUUUCUGUUUGUUUUAUUUUAAAAAAUG